This is a messenger RNA of Rana temporaria (common frog), 6379 nucleotides long. RefSeq names its product TBC1 domain family member 22A (gene TBC1D22A). Bases 185 to 1735 code for a protein of 516 amino acids. The transcript has 13 exons. Gene Ontology annotation, biological process: activation of GTPase activity. NCBI's taxonomy places the organism in Eukaryota, Metazoa, Chordata, Amphibia, Anura, Ranidae. The record is from RefSeq and is a predicted model, not a curated record. Gene Ontology annotation, molecular function: GTPase activator activity.
CAUCGCCACUUCUGAUUGGACGACAUCCCUCAGGUUGUCAGCUCGACCAAUGGCGGGAUUGGUUGUUGCCCGUCCAAACAUGGCGACUUCCAGUCACAGUGGAUAGGAGGGUUUGGGGAAAAAAAUUGAGUAGCCGGGUGCGAUCCGUCUAUUUCUCCCGGGAGAUCGGUGAUGUGGAGGGGAAAUGGCGAGCGAUACGGGGAGAAAGCAGUUCUGGAAGAGGAAUGUCUCUAAAGUACCGGGGAGCAUUCAACAUGUAUAUGGUGCCCAGCAUCCUCCUUUUGAUCCACUGCUUCAUGGAGCCUUGACGAAAACGAUCCAAAAGCCUCCAACAACACCUAUAAAGCUAAAAAAGAUCACCACUUUCCAAGAGUUUGAAAGCAACACAAGCGAUGCAUGGGAUGUUGGGGAGGACGAUGAUGAACUGCUAGCCAUGGCAGCAGAAAAUUUAAAUACUGAGGUUGUACUAGAAACUGCAAACAAAGUCAUCCAAAACCAUACGAAAUUACAAGAGCAGAACAAAUUCCAAGAGAUUAAACAGCUGGGAGACAGACCUGUGGCACCUGAAGAGCUUUCCUCAAAUGUGACCAGCGAUAACAAGAUUGUGAAAUCAGCCAGUGAAAGCCAGAUACCCAAAUCAUCUGGUGAGAAGCAUUCUUUACAGCGGCAGCAAUCUGUGCCUCAGCAGACAUCUGGCGCAGUGGUGAACAAAGCGGCAGACCAAGUCCUCUUGAGCACUGCUGGGUUAUCGGAAAGAGAAGCAUUUCGGCUAGAAAAAUUCAGACAGCUUCUUGCUGGUCCAAGCACUGAUCUUGAUGAGUUGCGAAAAUUAAGUUGGUCGGGAAUUCCAAAACCUGUCAGAUCUAUAACAUGGAAGCUUCUUUCGGGUUAUCUACCAGCAAAUGUGGAAAGAAGAGAUGGGACACUAAAGAGAAAGCAAAAAGAGUACUUUGCCUUUAUAGAACAGUACUACAAUUCCAGAAAUGAUGAAACAAAUCAAAGCACAUACAGACAGAUUCAGAUAGAUCUUCCUAGAAUGAGUCCUGAGACAUUAAUUCUUCAACCGGUAGUUACAGAGAUAUUUGAAAGAAUUUUGUUUAUAUGGGCAAUUCGACAUCCAGCAAGUGGAUACGUACAAGGAAUAAAUGACCUAGUCACACCUUUCUUUGUUGUAUUCAUUAGUGACUACGCGGCUGAAGAAGAAGAAGUGGAAAAUGUUGAUGUUUCCAGUCUGCCUGAAGAGGUGCUGCGGAACAUUGAAGCUGACAGCUACUGGUGCAUGAGCAAGUUGCUUGAUGGCAUUCAGGAUAACUACACCUUUGCACAGCCAGGAAUUCAGAAGAAAGUGAAAAUGCUGGAGGAGCUGGUUAGUCGUAUUGAUGAACAAGUACAUAGACACUUACAUCAGUAUGAGGUUGAAUACCUGCAAUUUGCUUUCCGUUGGAUGAAUAAUCUUCUGAUGAGAGAGAUCCCCCUGCGGUGUACCAUCAGGCUGUGGGAUACAUACCAGUCUGAACCUGAAGGAUUUUCACACUUUCAUUUAUAUGUCUGUGCUGCCUUUCUAGUAAGAUGGAGGAAAGAAAUACUUGAAGAGAAAGAUUUCCAUGGAUUAUUGAUCCUAUUGCAGAAUUUGCCAACCGCACACUGGGGGAAUGAAGAUAUCAGCGUCCUCCUGGCUGAAGCCUACAGACUAAAGUUUGCUUUUGCAGAUGCCCCCAAUCACUACAAGAAAUGACUGGAUUCAUAGCAGGCAACAAUUGAAAAACUCCCUCCUUAUUAGUGAUUUAUAUGAAUAUGUACAAUAUAAAUACUUUUUGUGCUUUUUUAUUGCAGUGAUAUUGUUUUCACAAAAUAACAUGGAAUCAUAUCUACAGAGGCUUAGGUGUAAAUUCUGAUAGACCAGGCCCAUUGUAUACAUGCCACAUACCAAAGAAAAUUAUUUUUCAGUGAAUUUACAGGGUAGAAGUAUAGGAAAAUGGCAUCCCCCCAUUUCUGGUCCAAUUUAUCAUGGCAGGUGUUCUGAAAGUUAUCUACAUAAGUGCAUCAAAUUUGAAUUACUAGUCAGGAUUAUUCAGAUCUUUGUAUUUCAAAAAUUAGUCAUUUGAAAUUGUAAAAUGUAAAUAUAGUAAGCAUUAAAAUCCUUCUAAUAUAUUACUGACAAUGCUGCUUGGAAGUUUCUUUCAGUUACUUUGCCCCAGAACUGCUAAAUACUAAGUAAAUACGGUGUAUUUCACUUCUACCCAUUUACCCUUGGUUCUGUUUGUUAAUGUAUUUAUGAUAGAAAGGGAGCUUGUUUCUGUAUAUGUGGCAACUUACUAUUUGGUAUAUAAAACUGAAGUCACCAUGACAUAAAAAAUUGCUUUUAUUCUUCCCCUGCAAUUUUCCACUGACAUUUGAUUUUAAACUUUAAUACAUUUAGCACAGAUAUAACAUUUUAUUCAGUGGUUUAAAUUCAGUUUAUCAUUUUUUUUUGUUUGUAAUAGUUGACAAUUUAGACAUAUUUAAUGCUCCCCUCUUUCCUUUUUCCUUUUAACUCAUGGCAGUGGAUUAAAACCUAUAAAAUACAACCAUGAUAUGUUUUUCUCUGCUAUUGUCAUAUGGGUUGAUUUAAUAAAAGCAAAUAGGCUGUUCACUUUGCAGGAAAAUAUUCCUUUUACUUGGCGAAUGUAAUGAAUUUUGAUAUUCCGAAAAAUAUCCAAUCAUGUGCAAGGAAAAUAUAAACUUCUUGCUUGUACACGAUUGGAUGAUGGAAGUCAGCAGAGCUUUGCCACAUUCACUAAGGGAAAAUCUCCUUGAAAAAUGAUCUGUCUAUUUUACUGUAGUAAAUCAACCCCAGUAGGUAUGAUGAUGCCAAGCAACCAAGCAAGAUCACGAAGCAAGAAAAGUUAUAAAAUAGGUUUCUAAAAGAAUUACCCCCUUUAAAAUAAGCACCUUUUGUUGCUUUGCCGCCUGAAAUGAAGAUGGACACAGUUUUUGUUUUAUCCAGUUGUAUUUAUGCAGUGCAACUUCCAACAUCCAAGUGAAAGAUAUAACACCAACAUGUCAGAAAAAAAAACCAAGACACUGAGUUGAAAAAAGGACCACCCCCUUCUGGCAGUAUUUUGUUGAACCACCUUUUGCUUUAAUUACACCCUUUAGUCUGUUGGGAUAUGUUUCUGCUAACUUUGCACAUCUAGACUUUGCAGUAUUUGCCCACUCUUCUAUGGACUACAGUCUAAAAGUCAUUCUACAGGAUUUCAGUGGGGUUUAAGUCUGGGCUCUGACUAGGCCAUGCAAGGACAUUCACCCUUUUCUCCUUCAACAACUGUGCGGUAAUCUUUGCUGUGUGCUUUGGGUCAUUGUCCUGUUGGAAGAUAAAUCACCUUCCUAUUGACAACUUUCUGGCCUAGGGCAACAGAUCUUCUAAAGAAUUUGGCGGUAAUUUUCCCCUAUAAAUUUUUCCUCCUAUCCUAACAAGUGCCCCAGUCCUUGCUGCAGAGAAACACCCCCAUAACAGGAUAUUACCACCUCCAUGCUUUGCUGUAGGAAUUGUGUUAUUUAGAUGGUGAGCUGUAUUGGAUUUCUGUCAGACAUAUCAUUUGGUGUUGAGGCCAAAUAAUUUAAUGUCUCAUCUGACCCUAACCUUUCCAAGUGGCCUCAGAAUCUUCAAGGAGCGUUUUUUGGAAAACUCAGUCAUGACUACAUGUGACCUUUCUUGAGUGGCUUUUUUUCUUGCAACCCUCCGAUACAAGCCACAUUUGUGGGGAAUUUGUAAUAUUGUUGUCACUUGCACAGAAUGACCACUCUUUGUCAUAAAUUCCUGGGACUACAUCAGAGUUGCUGUAGGCCUCUAGCUUCUCUGACCAGUUUCAUUCUGGCUCUUUCAUCCAGUUUGGAGCGAUGACCUGAUCCAGGGGGGGGGGGUGUUGUACCAAAUAGUUUCCACUUCUUAAUAAUAGAUUUCACUGUGCUUCUAGGCAUUGAUAAAACCUUUUGAAUUUUUUUUGUAUCCAUCUCCUGAAAUGUGCCUAUCAACAACUUUAUCCCGGAGUUCUUUUAACAGUGCCUUGCCACCCAUAGUUGGUUGAUUGCUUCAGUUGCACUAGCAGGGACUGAACUGCUCCAGGACAGCUCUUUUCAUGCUGAGCUAAUCAAAAUGACCGCAGCUGAUCAUAGUUGAAAGUCAAAUGGCUUUGUGUGCCAUUGAGAAGUUCAUUAGCUUUACCUGAUUGAGUUUACAAGUCAUUUUCAGGAGGGGGGUUAUCCUAUUUCCAACUGAGUUUUAGAAUUUUAUUUUUUUCCGACAUGUUGUUGGUAUAUCUUUGACUUGGAUGUUAUAAGUAAAUACAGCUGGAUAAAACACAAACUGUGUCUUCAUUUCAGGCUGCAAAGCAACAGAACGUGAUUAUUUUGCGGCUCGGUUCACACCUAUACGAAUUGGAUGUGGGUCUUACCGCAUCCAGUUCACAUGAAAGGAAGUUGUGACCGGCUCUCUAUGGAGCUGAUUCACAUAUCUCAAUUGCGGCUGCGGAGCGGCUUGCACAGGAGUUUUGUGUGUGUCUUUGGCUCAGUUUCAGGGCUGAAUUCAGGCCCUAAUUCUUCCCUGAAAUAAAGAACAGGGAUGCCCCGGGCCCCCUGCUUAGAGUCGCAUAUGUCAGAGGUGUGAACCCAGCCUCAAUGGGGGUGAUUUUUUUUUCUAUACCCACUGUAUGUAAACUUUAGCUAUUUACACCAAUAUAGAGGUGUAAUAUAUCAAAUGAGUUGCUUACAAACUAGACAUUGUAAUGCUAGAGUUUGUUUGCUAAAGACCAGAGCUUGUUUACUCAAUAUUGCACAUACCUUUUGCCACGUAGAAACAGAAAAUGUUUUUAUUAACUUGUUGUUUUUUUUCAUAUGUUUUAGGUGGUUUAAACAAAUAUUUCUGUUAACUGAAAAUCCAAACUAUUUUGAAAUGAUGUCCUUAACACUAUUAUGUCUGUAAUUUACUUUUAUAAUUGCAGUAUUGAAAACUAAAAUGAUUUGGGGAAUCAUGGAAAAUUGGUAUUUGUUAUAUUUUUGUUGAUUUAUUUUGUCUUUAAAUAGAGCGAAACAUUCUUUAGUGGAAUACCAUGCAUGCAGUAUCGGAAAGGAGUUGUCACUAAAGCCAAAACAGUUUCUGGCAUUUUCACAUAUUAUCAGCAUCUGUUUUUAUAUUCAGGAUUCAUCAGAAUUCUAUCUAUCCUAGUUCCUUGUUAGUAAAGAAGGCACUGGGGCUUGAAGCAAUGUCAAUGAACUUUUAGGCCACCUGCUGAAAAAUGUCAGUUCCAACCUCUAAAGGGUUGGCUCAGCUGUGUAUUCUCUACAAGAACAUAGUCACAGUACGGGCCAUUUCAUUAUGGCCUGAACUUGACAAAGGUCUUAUGUGUACCUUGAAACAUAAAUAGAUAUAGGUAUUGUUAUAAGUCUGCAUGACAUGUAACAAAUAAAUUGUAAGCAGGUAGUCCAUCUGGUAGCCUACAGGUUGAGCAAAACCUUUUUACAUUAUCCCUGACAACCUCCACAAGCCGUGUGAUAUUAUAUAAUUGAAUGCAUUGUUUAUAACACCAGCACAAAUCUCUAACAUUUAUUUGAUUCAUUCAUUUCACUUUGCAACUGAACUAAAAGCCUCUAUAGUAUACUUACAGUAUAUUGAGCCAGAUUACAGUGACCAUUUUCAAUAAUUAUUUCCACUGAUGAGCAUGACAAAAAUGAAAUCCAAUUAUCCCUGCAUGUGUCUUAAGCAGUUGUAUAGAAACACUUCUAUUUUUUGUACUAGUAUUAUUGUUUAUUUAAAAUGUAAUUAUAACUCGUUUGAACAUUUUAAAUAUGAUUUAUAGUUAGGGACUUGUACAAAAUAUAAAUGAAUUCUAAAUAAAAAAUAUUUGUUAGUAAAGACAAUAUGACUUUGACCAAGCAAAGUUGAUGUAUCUACGCUCUUAAAAAACAAAAAUGCAAGAGGCUAAGUCAGUUGUGUUAGAUCUGCAGUAUUUAAGUGUGGCUGAUUUAUGAAAAGUGGAGCACAGAAAAAGGUGGUAGUUCCCAAAACAUUUACCCUGCUUCCAUAUUUAACUUUCUAAUGUACUUUACAGAAUGUUAACACCAGUUGCAUUUGUAAGGGCAGCAAACCUAUUAUCUUUUCCCUUUAUUAUUUUUAAACAUGAAUUCGCUCCAGGAUACCGAGAAUUAAAUCAAGGCAAAUGUUUUGCACUGCCUUCCGAGUAGUGUUUUAUAUUUGAAGUACUUUGUGUGCAUGUAAGACAUUGAUGUUUGCAAAAUGAGGACAUUUUGUAAAAAAGUGUGUUUCGACCAUUAACAUUCUGAUUACAAAAAAAUAGUCAUUGCUAAUGUGCGCAUUCUUAAUAAAAAUAUAGAAAUGAGCAAA